AUGUGUGAAAUUAAUACUGAAGAAGUAAUCAUUGGUGAAAGGACUCCUCAUGAGCUCCAUGAUGAGCUAUUGAGGGUGAAUGAAACUAUGAAGCAAAUGUUGAGUCGCACAUCUAUAGCAUCUUUUCUCGACAUUGAUACCUGCAUUGGCCAAGCUGUGCCAGCUUUGUAUAGAGAUGGCGUACCUCUAACUGAUCUUUCCGGAACAGAUACCAUUCCAGAAUUUGAAGCCGCCGGCCACCCGUUAUUCCGAGAUCAAGACCGCUUUCUGCCUGAACAUCAUGUCGUUGGGGAUAUAUUGAACCUUAUACCAUCUCUAGCCAGCGUUGCUGGUACUUGGCCAGCUGUAAAUAUGAACAUGUUCCUGCAUCUCUUCAAUCCUGUAGGUGCGGAGCAGGUCUGCACCAACAUCUUGAAUCUACUUCACUCAAAGGCAGGAUCUCUCCUUACCGGUACUCAAACUGGAAUCAUGCGGCCGGGGAAACUCGUGCUUGAGCCUCCGGUGUGCGAGCCAGAAGAAUUUAAGACGAUAUACUGGAAUAGCGCGGAAAAAUUGAUUGAGAUGUGGCAGAGAGUAGCUAAGAAGUUGAGUAUCAACAUAAAAACUACUGCGGAGUAUGAUGAGGAUGAAGAUCCUGAAAGCAGCGAUUCAAGUAGCUAG
Messenger RNA from Botrytis fragariae, 660 nucleotides. RefSeq names its product putative methyltransferase domain-containing protein. NCBI's taxonomy places the organism in Eukaryota, Fungi, Ascomycota, Leotiomycetes, Helotiales, Sclerotiniaceae. The record is from RefSeq and is a predicted model, not a curated record. The transcript has 3 exons. Bases 1 to 660 code for a protein of 219 amino acids.